Medioppia subpectinata is the source of this 633-nucleotide messenger RNA. NCBI's taxonomy places the organism in Eukaryota, Metazoa, Arthropoda, Arachnida, Sarcoptiformes, Oppiidae. The record is from the annotation of a GenBank genome assembly.
AUGCUGUAUUCGCUAAUAAUAACACUACUAGCAUGUCACAUCCACAACCACCUGUGCGACGGUCCAAUUAACUCACCACUAUUCAACAAAGAUCUCGACCAACAAAACGUACAGUCAGUAAACGGAGUCAAAACUGACAAUGGUGGCCAGCCACCAUUUAAAUACCCAUUCUCAUUCGCCCGGACGGCCACAUUCACCGGUGGCUGGACUCGACAGGUCACUGUCCGGGACCUUCCCAUUGCCAAAACCAUGGCUGGCGUACAGAUGAAACUGAACAAGGGCGGCGUACGGGAGUUGCAUUGGCACGUAAGCGCGGAGUGGGCCUAUAUGCUCCAGGGCACUUGCCGCAUCACUGCCGUCGACCAGAAGGGCCGGGCAUUUAUCGAUGACGUGCAUGAGGGUGAUUUGUGGGUAUUCCCCGGCGGUAUACCCCAUAGCAUACAGGGUGUGGGCGAUGACGGCUGCUUUUUCCUGUUGGUGUUUAACGAUGGUAAUUUUAACGCGUUUGACACAUUUAUGCUCACCGAUUGGGUGCGACACAUACCGGUCGAUGUGUUGGCCAAAAACUUCGGGGUCCCGGAGUCCACGUUUGGCAACAUUACCCGCGAAGAUAUGUUUAUAUUUGCCUCACAA